GCAACAUCGGGGAAACCGCUGACUCAGGUCCCGACUUUCACAAGCCAUUUUCACCCACACCCACACACCCACCGUCAUGUUCGGCCUCGGCCAAUCAAAUCGCCCCAAUCAACGACUCUUUUCCAGCAGCCGUGUCUCGUUCUUCCCGAUCCCGUGGCCGCCAUCCAACGGGCGCCUUUUUUCUUCUUUCCCUGUUCCUGUUUUUUCUUUCUUACUUACCAAACCUUGUGCUUCAAGCCAUGGCCUUGUGAUAGCAGGUCAUUCUUCAUUAUUCGUUAUAUUCUUACCCACCCUCGUUUUUUGUUGUGUCUGUGUGUCUGUCUGUGUGUGCGUCGCAAAAACAAAGGGAACCCCGCUGCCCGCCAUCGCCAUCGUCGCUGCCGCCGCCGCGAGCGAGAAUUGAGCCUCCACUCAACGAACCAAACUAGACCAACCACCCCCGCCAAACCCUCUCCCUAUAACCCUUUCCUCCGUCGACUCUCCUCCGAAUACUUCUCAAUACCGUAUAGACUCGCCCUAUAUCGUAUAAACAGACGACCGCCCACCAUGUCUGUCUCGAGCAUCCUUGCGACCUUCCUCACGGGCUACGCUGCCCUCACCAUCUUCUUCUACGCCCUCUCCAUGGUCGUCCCCAAGGCCGGCUUCGUCGCCCGCGGCCUAGCCUCGUACAUCUCGCUCAUCUUCGCCGCCCUCUACGGCGUCUUCGCCUCCAUCUUCCUCACCCUCAUCGGCAAGCAGGGGAUCGCCCAAUGGGCCGCCGGCCGAUGCUUCCUCUACGCCAUGCUCUUGACCACCGGCGUCGAGUUUGUCAUUGAGGACCCCAACAACAUCCUCGGUACCACGCGCCCCGCCGUCUUUAUCGGAAACCACCAGACCGAGCUCGAUGUUCUCAUGCUGGGUACCAUGUUCCCCAAGUACUGCAGCGUCACGGCAAAGGCCUCGCUCAAAAAGACACCCUUCCUCGGCUGGUUCAUGGCUCUGAGCGGCUCCAUCUUUAUCGACCGCAAGAACACAAAGGAUGCCCGCGAGGCCAUGAAGGGCGCCGCCAAUGAGAUCCAGUCCAAGCGCCAGAGCGUCUACAUGUUCCCCGAGGGCACCCGCAGCUACGCCAAGGAGCCCAUGCUGCUCCCCUUCAAGAAGGGCGCUUUCCACCUGGCUGUCCAGGCUGGUGUCCCCAUUGUCCCCUGCGUUGUCGCAAACUACAGCCAUAUCCUCUUCAUCAAGAGUUUUGUCUUUAAGUCUGGCAAGAUCCCCGUCAAGGUCUUGGAACCCAUUCCUACCAAGGGCUUGGAGACUGCCGACGUUGAUGAGCUCACCCGCACAACGCGCGAGCUCAUGCUCAACGAGCUUGUCUCUCUAACUGCCAAGGCCCGAGGCCAGCCCAUCGCCGUGCCCGCCUCAAACGGAAACUCAACCGGCAAGAGCUCCGGCGUCGAUACCAACGGCGCCGCUCACUAA
Fusarium falciforme is the source of this 1458-nucleotide messenger RNA. RefSeq names its product 1-acyl-sn-glycerol-3-phosphate acyltransferase. Bases 547 to 1458 code for a protein of 303 amino acids. Gene Ontology annotation, cellular component: endoplasmic reticulum; membrane. NCBI's taxonomy places the organism in Eukaryota, Fungi, Ascomycota, Sordariomycetes, Hypocreales, Nectriaceae. The transcript has 2 exons. Gene Ontology annotation, biological process: phosphatidic acid biosynthetic process. Gene Ontology annotation, molecular function: 1-acylglycerol-3-phosphate O-acyltransferase activity. The record is from RefSeq and is a predicted model, not a curated record.